This is a messenger RNA of Camelina sativa (false flax), 2852 nucleotides long. Its product is annotated as putative L-type lectin-domain containing receptor kinase V.6. The record is from RefSeq and is a predicted model, not a curated record. Gene Ontology annotation, molecular function: protein kinase activity; ATP binding; carbohydrate binding. NCBI's taxonomy places the organism in Eukaryota, Viridiplantae, Streptophyta, Magnoliopsida, Brassicales, Brassicaceae. Gene Ontology annotation, biological process: protein phosphorylation.
UAAAAAUUUGUAUGUCACUAAAACAUGUCACGUUAUUUUUUUUAAUUACAAACUUAUGGGGUCAAUACGUUGGUGGUUGUUAAACUUGCAGCGUCUGUCCUUGUUUUCUCCGUAAUGUUCGACGAAACUUUCGUUGUAGAUAAGAUAUACUAAUAGAAGCGUUUUUUUUUUAAGUAUUACAUGUUAUGCUUUUCACACUGUUUUUAGUACUAAUUUAAUUCUUAAAACGUUUAUGGACAAGUUUGACAAACCAAACAAAAAAAGGUUUUAUAAUGCAUAGAUCAUUUGUCUUUUUGCAACUUUGAUCCACACCUUUUUUUAAUGCUUUUGACACACUGUUAUUACACACUACCAACCAAAUCCCGACGUAACUGCUGUUGAUCAACUAAAGAUUAGAGAAAGCUUAUUAUAUCAUUAGUUGCUUUACGAUAUGAUCUAGGCCAUGUGCACAAAAUAACAAAUACUUAUGUUUGUUUAUUAAUAAACGAGGAACAUCACGAGAACGUUCGGUCACAUUAUGGUGACUUGUACAGUUUGACUUAUUAAUAAUAUGUUCUUAUUACUUCUUACUUAACUCUUAUGAUAACUAACUAAUCACAGUAGAUCAUAACUAUCCCAACUCUUAUGAUAACUAAUCACAGUAGAUCAUAACUAUCCCAUAAAGCAAAAAAAAACAAAAAACAUGUGUGAAUUCAAAGUCUUGCAAAUAGUUCUUGGUCUGUUGCUUACUCUGUUUUCAUCUGCUUACGGCAAAUAUAUCCUGGAAGGAUCUGCAGUUUACGACCCAAACAGUUACAUGAUUUUAACGAACACCACGAAGCAUUCCUACGGUCGAGCUAUCAACAACGAAUCCAUUUCUUUCAAGAACCAGUCUUUCAACGUCAACUUCUUAUUUGGGAUCGUCUCUGAGCAUAAGCAGCAAGCCUCACACGGUAUGGCGUUCCUUUUCUCUCAUUCAAAAAGCCUUCCCGGAGCUUCCUCCGAUCAAUACCUUGGACUCUUUAACGAAAAAAACAAUGGUAAUACCUCGAAUAACGUGAUAGCUAUCGAGUUAGAUAUACAUAAAGACGAUGAGUUUGGAGAUAUUGAUGAUAACCAUGUUGGGAUUAACAUUAAUGGCUUGAGAUCUGUUGUCUCUGCCUCUGCUGGUUACUAUGAUGAUAAAGAUGGCAAGUUUAGAAACCUUUCUUUGAUCAGUGGAAAGGUUAUGAGGCUUUCGAUGGCUUAUAGUCACACCGAUAUGCAGCUCAAUGUUUCUUUGUGCCCUGCCGAAUUUAUUGUUCCUCCCAAGAGGCCACUUUUGUCUUUAAACCGAGAUCUCUCGCACUAUUUUUCCAAGGACACGUAUCUUGGCUUCACGGCAUCAACGGGAUCCGAUAGAGCACUUCAUUAUAUGGUGAUUGUGCAGAACUAUAAUGGAGCAGAAUAUCCACCGAUGGAGUUUGGCGUAGUCCCCACCCUUCCUCCAUAUCCCAAAAAAUCGUCUGACAGGACAAGGACUAUUUUAGCGGUCUGCUUAACAUUGGCCAUGUUCGCUGUGUUUAUCACCUCCGGGAUUGGUUCUGUCUUCUAUCUGAGGCAUAAGAAGGUUAUAGAGGUUCUUGAGGAAUGGGAGAUUCAAUAUGGACCUCAUAGGUUUGCUUAUAAAGAGCUUUCAAAUGCCACAAAGGGUUUCAAGGAGAAACAACUUCUAGGGAAAGGAGGUUUUGGUCAAGUCUAUAAAGGAACGCUUCCGGGUUCCGAUGCAGAUAUCGCUGUAAAAAGAACUUCUCAUGAUUCAAGACAAGGGAUGAGCGAGUUUCUAGCCGAGAUUACGACCAUUGGUCGUCUCAGACAUCCAAAUCUAGUCAAGCUUUUGGGAUAUUGUAGGCAUAAGGAGAAUCUUUACUUGGUUUAUGACUUUAUGCCUAAUGGAAGCCUUGACAAGUAUAUAAACCGUAAUGAGAAUCAAGAACGGCUCACUUGGGAACAACGUUUCAAGAUCAUCAAAGAUGUUGCGUCUGCUCUACUCCACCUGCAUCAAGAAUGGAUACAAGUCAUCAUUCAUCGAGAUAUCAAACCGGCUAAUGUUCUAAUCGACCAAGACAUGAAUGCGAGGCUCGGGGAUUUCGGACUGGCGAAGCUGUAUGAUCAGGGAUUUGAUCCUCAGACAUCUAGAGUAGCGGGGACCUUCGGUUAUAUCGCACCAGAGUUCUUAAGAACAGGAAGAGCAACCACAAGCACAGAUGUUUACGCUUUCGGGAUGGUUAUGCUUGAAGUAGUUUGUGGUAGAAGGCUGAUUGAGAGACGUGCAGCGGAAAACGAAGAAGUUCUUGUGGAUUGGAUUUUAGAGCUUUGGGAAGAUGGGAGAAUUUUUGAUGCGACAGAGGAAGACAUCCGUCAAGAAGAAAACAGGGGAGAAAUAGAGCUUGUUCUGAAGCUAGGCGUGUUGUGUUCGCAUCAAUCUGAAACAAUAAGACCGGAUAUGAAUGCUAUUAUGCGGAUCUUGAAUGGCGUUGUGCAGCUUCCAGAGAAUCUUUUUGAUGUGGUAAGGGAUGAGAUACUGAAAGGACGCUCUGAGAAAUCACUGGAAGUACUACUUGAUGUGAAUUCAUUUGCUACAUUGACGUUUACAAAUUCUUUCGUCUCCCAUGGAAGAUGAAUGCAUUAAGGAUGUGACAUUCGCUGAACAUCUAUCAUCAAUCUAUCUAAAGCUGGAAGUACGUCCAGUGUUUUGGCCAUAUAUUGUAACAUGCAUUUUCAUCAGAUGCCAACAAUAACAAUAGUUAAGUAAAAAUGUAAUAUAUACGAUGGAGUAAUUUCCUUUAUGUUAGUAAUAACGUAUGCAUAUAAAAGUAAUUUCCAUGUUUUAU